CGCGAAAGCAUGGCCGCGAAUGGGAGGAAAACUUGGAACAGAAGAGGAGAAGAGUUUCAGUUUGGGCUUCCCAAGACGAAGAGGAGGCAGCCAGGCGGAACAGUGAGGAGUACAGCAGAGCUGCACCUCACCCAUCUCGCCCACUGAUUAUGUCAGGCAUGAGCAAAGCCGUUUGUCUGGCUGGAUCUUUCCUUCCGGUCGACUUUUUAAUCGCGACAUCUCCAGUGAAAAGGCCGGGCCAUUGCCAUCCUAUCCAACUGUGGCAUUGAUCGUCUCCAGCGAUGGAAGUGGAUGAGCUGCUCAAGAAGAUACGGCUGCUGGAGGAGGGUCAGGCCGAGCUCAAGCGGGAGAUAGGCAAGCUCAUGCUGGACCGCCGCGACGCGCAGUCCGUGGCCGUGGGGAGAGCUUUCCGCGCGCUGCCGCCGCAGCCCUUGUCGUCGCGGCAGGUCGUCGCCCACGGCAGGUUCUCCGACAGUCACUGCCACUGGAUACUGCAGUCGCUGGGGCUGGCCGUGCACAUCAUUGCCCCCGACGGGAAGCUCCUGUACUGGAACCGGUAUGCUGAGCAUAUGUAUGGCUAUUCUGCAUCAGAAGCAGUUGGUCGGAAUGCCGUUGAAUUAAUUGUUCAUCCUAGUGACUUUUAUGCAGCAAACAACCUCAUCCAGACUAUAUUUACAGGCAAGUGUUGGAGAGGGAAGUUUCCUGUUAAGAAAAAGUCAGGAGAGAGGUUUUUUAUGUUUAUCCAUAACACUCCUUUAUACGAUGACGAUGGUAGCUUGGUGGGCCUCAUUGGUCUGUCGCAUGAUAUACGGACAUUAGAGGACAUAUUUAGUCCCUCAGGCUCUGCGGAAUCCUAUCCAAUUCCGAGUACAGCAAAGCCCAAGUUUCAUGCUAACAGCCGGCCUAAAAGUGGUUCGCUGAACAUAGGUUGUCUUCAUUCCCAGCAACCUCUUCAAUCUGCUACUACCUCCAAGAUAGUAACUUUGGUUACCAGUGUUACAAGUAGAGUUCGUUCUCGGAUAUGGACAGGCCAGAAUAGCGAUAAACAGUAUGGUAGUGGAUCGUGCCAGGUUGAGCUGGCAUCAAGUGAAGAAAACACCCCAAGUGGGGAUGUAGUGCAUCGUGCCUUUGUGGCCAAAGAGAAAUCCACUGGCAAGUUGUGCAAAACAAGUAGUGAUGAUUCAGGAGAGGGAAAAGUAGGAUUUCACAAGAUCUUUAAUUCAAAGGCUGAGGCAUUAUUGGCCAAGAAGGGCAUAUCAUGGCCUUGGAAACGACAUGAAGUUGAUGGGGAUUCUGGAAAGAAUAACAUGAACUCAACACAGUUGCAUGAUAAGCAAGAGAAUGAAGAGAGUCAUCAGAGAGUUACAGUUCUAGAGCCUAUCAUAAUUCCAGACUGCCAAAACAGCGAAUACACUUGGGCCAGCAAAUAUGAGGUCUCAGGUUCCUGGUGGGAUUUCAACAAGAACAGCGUGAGUAGCAUUAGCAGCACUACGGCGACUACUAACAGCAGCGAUAUUCAGAUAGUAGAUUAUGAAGCAGACUGCUUAGAUUAUGAGAUUCUCUGGGAAGACCUAGUAAUUGGAGAACAAGUUGGUCAAGGUUGUUGCGGAACAGUGUAUCAUGCUCUGUGGCAUGGCUCGGACGUGGCAGCUAAAGUAUUCUCCAAGCAGGAAUAUUCAGAAGAAAUGAUAAAUACCUUCAGACAAGAGGUCUCAUUGAUGAAGAAACUGCGACAUCCCAAUAUCAUACUUUUCAUGGGUGCAGUUCUGUCGCAGCAACGACUUUGUAUUGUUACUGAAUUUCUCCCACGGGGGAGUUUGUUUCGGUUGCUCCGAACUAACAUUGGCAAGCUGGAUCCAAGACGAAGAGUUAACAUGGCCAUAGACAUUGCAAGGGGCAUGAACUAUCUUCACAAUUCCAUCCCCACUGUUGUGCACCGUGAUUUGAAAUCGCCAAACCUUCUGGUCGAUAAGAAUUGGAAUGUAAAGGUUGCAGAUUUUGGCCUUUCACGUCUGAAACUCGAAACAUUUCUGACAACAAAAACUGGAAAGGGGACACCACAGUGGAUGGCUCCAGAGAUGCUACGGAGUGAACCUUCAAAUGAAAAGUCUGAUGUAUUCAGUUAUGGAGUGGUCCUGUGGGAGCUUGUUACUCAGAGGAUUCCCUGGGAUACUCACAAUACAAUGCAGGUCAUCGGAGCCGUAGGCUUUAUGGAUUACAGAUUGGAAAUUCCAAGGGAUGUGGAUCCUCAGUGGGCAUCGAUGAUCCAGAGUUGCUGGGACAGUGACCCACAACUCCGCCCUUCGUUCCAAGAACUCCUUGAGAGGCUCCGGGAGCUGCAAAAGCAGUACAACGUUCAGGCGCAGACCGAGUGGAAAGAGGCUGGGAAAGUUGCUGGAAAUAUGAGCGUGAAACAAAGCUAGCUUCGUGUUUUAAUAGUGAUCGAUUAUGCCUGCAGCCCUGGGCUAAUUUAUCCGAGGCGAGCUCAGAAAGGUUCGAGGAUGUGUUCCAUGUUGUUUCCAAGAGGGACUGCCAGAGAGGUUGGUGCAUAGCUUCUCAAAUUGCAACCUUGAAAGGAGGCUAGAGGACGCUGGCGAUAUGGCAUAGACUUCCCGUAGUUUCAGAACAGAUAUGAUUGGUCCAACUGCUCAAUCAUUAAUUCAUUAUACACGUGGAAUGUGUUUUAGCAUUUUAUUGAUGCAUGGUUUAAAUUUCA
Molecule: messenger RNA, 2716 nt
Organism: Triticum urartu
Lineage: Eukaryota; Viridiplantae; Streptophyta; Magnoliopsida; Poales; Poaceae
Biological process (GO): protein phosphorylation
Molecular function (GO): protein serine/threonine kinase activity; ATP binding
Source: RefSeq, a predicted model, not a curated record